Molecule: messenger RNA, 2150 nt
Organism: Anopheles maculipalpis
Lineage: Eukaryota; Metazoa; Arthropoda; Insecta; Diptera; Culicidae
Product: probable serine/threonine-protein kinase nek3
Exons: 2
Coding region: 18-2150 (710 amino acids)
Molecular function (GO): actin binding
Source: RefSeq, a predicted model, not a curated record
ACUAGUGAGCAGUGGCAAUGACACCACCACCACCGCCACCUCCACCAGCACCCGGAGUAUUGCCUCCAAUUGCACCAACAUCACCCAACAGCAGCACCCCAGGUGCCGCGAUCGCACCGCCGUCGAAAGUCAUCAGCAAUGGCGGAGGUGGUUCACCGAUCGCCGAUCAUAACGAUCAGCUGAUGGCAGCGAUUCGGAACGGAAUCAACUUGAAACCGGCCAAAACGAAUGAUCGUAGCACUCCAGCGUUCAUCAAACAAUCAAACGGUGUACUCGAUGAUAACGAAGAAACUGCAUCAUCCGCUGGUUACGAUAAAUCUACCUCCAUUGACGAGAUGAAAGAUGCGCUGCAGGCCGAGCUACGUAAUACGCUCAAGCGAAAGAUCAAGAAGCAAGAGCUGGAGGAGGGUGACUGUCAGAAGAACGACGAAAUCGAACGAUCAAUCGAACACACGCGUAAUGAGGUGCAGCUUAAGCUUAAUGGACCAUCGCUACCGCCCGAUACGCCCAAAGUUAACAACCCAUUGAAAACAAUCGUUGAUAUGGUCGAUAAGGAACGUGGUGUGGUUGCUGCUCCUACCAAGCAGCCCAGUCCACUGAUGGCACAGAAAAAAUCCGUUUCUGUACCAUCAACUCCGACCGUUCUUUCAGUCGUCAAUGGUGGCAGUUCCACACUCCGAAAGGUGUCAGCAGGCCAAUAUCCUACUCAAAAUGGAACCACCACAGUCGUUCAAAAAAAUUCUACGCCUGUUGUAGCUUCGGCACCGAUUACAAAAGCUACCAUUGCACCGGUGAAAGCGUCGCCAGUUCUUGGUACUAACCCUGCUAAAGGCAAUAAUGGUGCUGUAGGAAUGAAAAGUCCAACACCAUCUACCGCCCCGGCGGGCAAACUGAUCUCAAACGGAUCUUCGACAACGGAUAGUCCAAAAGGUCCUUCCCCCGUAUCAUCGAGUGUACCGUCCUUUGUUAAUGCUAGUCAAACGGCGGUUCCUUCUGUAAAGUUGACGCCUAGUCCUGUAAAGGUUGCAAAUGGAAGCCUCCCAUCGGGAAAUGUUGCUCCAAAGGCAAACGGAACCGCAUUCAAGAUUAACAGCUUCCAAUCGAAACUACCACCAACGAGCCCUACCAUCAAUGCAAAUAAGACUGCAGUUGGAAAUUCUUACUCGAACACCCUUCCACGAGCCAAUCCGGUGUCAGGCUCCAAGGCUCUUCCCAAGACUUCGACUGGAGCUAUUCCUCCUUCAUACACGAGUUCCGUGAAGGUAUCGAUUGGCAGUUUUGGAGAUAGUUUGCGUUCAAACGCAACCACCAGCCCUAGUCUGCGGAAUGGCAAUCACGCUAAGUUUGAACCACUUACCAUCGAUACGACGACAUCCAACGGUGGUUCCACCAAUGGAACCUCGUCACCAACAACACCGAAGGAACUGCUCUCACCACAAGUAAGGAGUGGUGCAGCGUCCAUACGACCCUCCCAGAUUCGUACGCUAACUAAAGCGGGCAGCGUUGUCAGCCACACCGACAUUCUGGAAACGUCGAAACCAGUCGCAAAGUUGCCGGUAACACUGGUUGAACCUGUACCGGUACUAACGGCUGCCGCUGCCGUUUCACCACCACCGAAGGUGUCCACCAGCAACGUAUCACCACUACCAACACCACCUGCCAAGGAGCGUACACCACUCUUCGAGAAGGCAACCAAAGACGCCCCGAAGAGUCCACUGAACCGGUGGAAUGACAGUGGUUCCGUUUCCGGUGGAACAGCACGGAAACUUCUGCUGACACACGGUCGACCAAACUUCACGAUAAAGCGAUCCAACUCGCGGCAAGGUUUCGAUGUGGACGUACCGGAUGCAAAGGGUGAAUCCGUCAAGCCGGUGUUUCGCAUACUAACGGACUUGGAGAAGAUGGAACAGCAGGAUGAUAGUAGCUACCGGACAGGGCAGGCAGGCCAGGUGGUGACGAAUGCACCGCCCCAAUCGUACGUUUCCUUUGCGAGAGAUCUCUCUAACGCACCGAACAAUCAUCCGGAUGUGAUCGUUGUGACAAAACCGGGCGCCAGUACGAAUGCACCGGCGGAUCCAUUCCUAUCGAACCUGAAGGACAUUAAGAUAGACAUUGGGGAGAUGAAGAUAGUCAACGCGAAGAAUUCAUAG